UAUUAAGUGAGGAAGUUGCUAGGCCGGGUUAUUCAGCGAGCCGAGGCGUCACUCUUCCCGUACCCGCUUCCCCGCUCUGGGGGAUGGGGGUGGGGAGACUGCCGCAAUAUCUAGUGUCGAGGCCAAUAGUCUUCGGCAAUUGAUUAUUCUGUGAAUUGCCCUGGACAUCUCCUUUAAAGAUGGAACCGUUCCUGAUCCCCCCCGCCCUUUUGGCCCCUCUGUCCAUCUCUUCCAGCUCAUUAACCAUCCAGGAGCUCUCUUCAUUUGUCGUCCAACCGUGUUCCGUGUUCUCCAAGCAAGACAUCCCAAGAUGACGACUAAUCAAUCUUCCCAGCCGCUACCAACAACUCAAAAGGCUGCCAUACUUGUGAAUCCAGGCCCCGACUUCAGCUUCGAGAUCCGCAAUGACGUCCCCGUCCAGCCCCUCGGCGCGCGCGACGUCCUUGUCUCCAUCGAGGUGACCGGCAUCUGCGGCACCGACCUCGGCCUCGCAUGCGGCGCCCUGGGGCCCUGCAGCACGAUCCUGGGCCACGAGGGCGUUGGUCGCGUCGUGGCCGUGGGCUCCGACGUGUCGGCGGCGACGGCGGCGUCGCUGGGCCGUCGGGUGGCCGUGGCGUGGAUCCGCGACUGCUGCGGCGCGUGCGCCGUGUGCAUGCGCGGCGAGGGCGAGACGCGCUGCCUGGGCCGCGUCUUCGGCGGCAUGGCCGUGCCCGGCACGCUGGCCGAGACGGCCGUCGUGCCCGAGAGAUACCUGUGCCCGCUGCCCGACGACCUCGAGCCAGAGGUCAUGGCGCCGAUUGUGUGCGGGGGCGUCACGGCGUAUAAGGCGAUCAAGACGUGUGAGGCUGUCCCGGGGUCGUGGAUCCUUGUCUCCGGGGGUGCGGGCGGGGUUGGCGGGUUGGCGGUGCAGUUCGCUAGUGCGAUGGGGUAUCGGGUCAUUGCGGUCGAUGGGGGCGAGGAGGGUGGGAAGCGGAGUCUUGCUGCUGGGGCGGAAAAGUAUAUCGACUUUCAGAAGGACAAGGAUAUCAAGGAGGCUGUCCUCCGCGAGACUGGGGGGCAGCUCUGCGCUGCGGCGAUUGUCUGUGUGGGAGCCUCCUCGGCUUAUGAGGCUGCGUUGCCCUGCCUGGACCAUUUCGGUGUCUUGGUCUGCGUUGGAAUCCCCCCAGGAGGGGCACAGGUUUCCUUCCACCCCAUCACGCUGAUUGACCUCGGUAUCAAGAUCAAGGCAUCGCUGGUUGGAAGCCGCGGUGAUAUAUUAGAGGCUCUAGAGUUUGUUCGGCGUGGGCUUGUGAAACCAAGGGUCUUCAGCAUCGCCAUGGAGGAGCUGAAUCAAUACGUGAGGAAGGUGGCGGAGGUGGAUGGAAAACUUCUUGUCAGAGUUCGUGAAUGAUCUAAUUAGUCGUCAAACAACCCGAAUGUUCAUGCCGAAGGGGGGCAUCUGAUGAGCAUUCCACGCCGUUACUCGUGUUGUUCCCGUGGAAAUGAGGGAGCGACACAUUAUUAGCACGCGCAAUAUGCAUUGAUCUUACAUGUAGCACCUCGAUAUUCGCGUUGUAAGUUUU
Phialemonium atrogriseum is the source of this 1562-nucleotide messenger RNA. Its product is annotated as alcohol dehydrogenase. Gene Ontology annotation, cellular component: cytoplasm. The transcript is spliced from 2 exons. Gene Ontology annotation, molecular function: zinc ion binding; alcohol dehydrogenase (NAD+) activity. Lineage: Eukaryota; Fungi; Ascomycota; Sordariomycetes; Cephalothecales; Cephalothecaceae. The record is from RefSeq and is a predicted model, not a curated record. The coding region runs from base 311 to 1390 and encodes 359 amino acids.